AUGCAGCCUACCUACGAAGAAGUAUUCCGCUCUAGACCAAAAGUUGGAACAGACCGCAUUAGUACUUCGAUGUUGUUUGGAGAUGUCACAACAGCACCAGUCGCUGCAAGAACCAAUCUGGUUGAAGGCGGUCAUUCUGCUAGUAAUGCAACUACCAAGAUGUCUACCGUACAUACUAACCGGAGGUUAGAUGGAAAUGGUCGUUUGAUAGAGUACAGUCAUGAUACUGGACGUAGCAACUCUUCAGGACCAUAUGAUAAUUACUACGAUAGAAACUCGAGCAUGUCCCAGUUUGAUGAGCAUCAGUCCAGAUACCAUCAACAAGGACUGUUUAGUAAGCACCCCAAUACUACGGAUAUCCAUGAUGAACGGAUGAGUGGACAUCAUGUUUGGGAUCCACGACUGCGUUAUGUGGAUCAUAAUGGAUACGCUGACUAUCUGGAUAUCGGACAUUCUGAUGGCAGCAUCAAGGAUCAAGGCUAUUCCUUGAACCAUCUCAAUGGACGCACACGACAUUAUGAUGAUACUGUCCAUUCAUCCAUUCUGGAACACAAUCCAAGGUACAUCCCAACUGAGCCUACCUCAGCGUAUUCUAUCUCUAAUCCAUCCAAUCAGACUCAUCAGGAUUCAACCUAUCGACACACAAAGCAUCAUAAUCAAAGCAAGAGUCGUGAUCCUCAACACUAUCCAGCUGGUCCAAUAAUGGGGCGAUCUUUAGCUUACAAUGCACCAGAAACCUCCUUGAAUGAUGUGCGUCGACAAGCCUGGACAACAGGGCAUGAUUCCACACAACCUCUGGAUGGUCACAGUCGUCAGCAAACUAUUGUACAAGAUGUAAAGACGUUUAAAAAACAAGCAGUGAGUGUUCCUUUAAACAUGCUGCCCAUAUCUCAACCACAGUAUCAAGAUGGUGAUGAGCAAAACUACUGGGAUGCUUCUUUAAAACAUGGCCAUUCUCAUGAAACAUGGACCAACCCAAAGAGUCGCGAUCUUAUCGACUCUCGACGUGCAGAUAUGGAUCAUUCUCAUUUGAUUUCGUCGCAUGGUAUCAAUAGUCCAGCUACCAUUCCUACAAAGUUCUUGUCCUCGGUUGAGCCCACACAUCCGAUUCAAGGUCCUCACGACCCAUUACAGAUGCCUUUUGAAUACCAUUUACUUAGAAAGCAAGUACUUGACGUCACUGGAGAUUUAUCAGAGAUGCUGCAUUCUUCAUCAGAAAUGUUUGAACUGCAUCAGGCUGAAACUCGUCUUUUAGAGGAAUACAAGCUCAAUGUUUCGAGUAUAUCCAACAUAUCGUCAAAAGUAGAGAAGCUACAACGACAGAUGAAGGAUAUAAGACAAUGCAUACAUACCAUUAUGCAGGCCGAGGAAGAACGGUAUUUACCACAGAUUAUUCAAUUGCAGGCAUGGACACGUGGAUGGAUUGUACGCAAUCGAUUGAGACAACAGGGAAUUGAGUUGGAUUGCUGGCAUCGCAAUAAACCUGAAUCAGACAUUUCUGAUGCUUACCUGGCUGAAUUGAAUGCAAAAAUUCAACCAGCUACCACAGCAGUGGUCAAAAUCCAGUCACUGUGGCGUGGAUAUAAAGAGCGACUGCGACUAGGACCGAGUUUUCGAUUACAACUCAUUCAAACAACACAACAAAAGAGACUACACAGUCUUUGUCAAGAAGUGCAGAUGUUGCGAUUGCAAGAUACUCAGAGAUCACAAGAGAUGUUGCAAUUAAAGCAGAUGCUUGACAUGGCACUAAAGCAGAUUGAAGCACUACAAACUACGCAACCCACUCCAAUCGUGAUACCACAAGAUAUUCCUGAGCAUACAGAUGACAAGACACACUCGAUCAAUCUGGUAGAUCCGACUGUUUCUAAUUAAGAUUCUGAUUCAAAGUACAGAUAAAUUGGUGGUGGUAACAGGGAAAUAUUAAGUUUUGGAAAGAGCCGAAUAUAUUUCUUGUAUC
Messenger RNA from Batrachochytrium dendrobatidis JAM81, 1957 nucleotides. RefSeq lists its product as uncharacterized. The coding region runs from base 1 to 1872 and encodes 623 amino acids. The transcript has 6 exons. Gene Ontology annotation, molecular function: protein binding. The record is from RefSeq and is a predicted model, not a curated record. Lineage: Eukaryota; Fungi; Chytridiomycota; Chytridiomycetes; Rhizophydiales.